Molecule: messenger RNA, 2536 nt
Organism: Limulus polyphemus (Atlantic horseshoe crab)
Lineage: Eukaryota; Metazoa; Arthropoda; Merostomata; Xiphosura; Limulidae
Product: moesin/ezrin/radixin homolog 1-like
Exons: 16
Coding region: 183-1973 (596 amino acids)
Biological process (GO): positive regulation of protein localization to early endosome; positive regulation of early endosome to late endosome transport; regulation of cell shape
Cellular component (GO): adherens junction; plasma membrane; microvillus
Molecular function (GO): cell adhesion molecule binding; actin binding
Source: RefSeq, a predicted model, not a curated record
UAUUUGCCGCGUUUCAGAUAUUGGCUUAAUCAUUCGAGUAAAGCGGUGGUGUGUGUGAGUGUUUCGAGUUGUUUUGAUAAAGUUACUGUGGAUAUAACCGCUGACCACCUUUUCAAUUUCACAUUAUACGACAAUAAUACUCUUUAAAUUACACACUUUGAAGAACCAACCAGGCUAGCAAGAUGCCAAAAGCAGUAAAUGUUCGAGUUACUACUAUGGAUGCAGAGUUAGAGUUUGCCAUUCAACCCAACACAACAGGGAAACAACUUUUUGAUCAGGUGGUUAAAACAAUUGGGUUGCGAGAAAUUUGGUUUUUUGGUCUUCAGUAUACAGAUAACAAGGAAUUUCAGACAUGGUUGAAACUGAACAAAAAGGUAAUUUUUGGUAAUAACUGUGAAAAAAUUGUGAAAAGAUGUUUUCUCAGGAAAAGAGAUGAGUCAGAAUCGGUUUUGAACCAGGAUGUGAAAAAGGAAAAUCCUCUUCAGUUUAAGUUCCGGGCAAAAUUCUUCCCAGAAGAUGUGGCAGAGGAAAUUAUCCAGGAUAUUACAUUGAGACUGUUUUAUCUUCAAGUGAAAAAUGGAAUCUUAAAUGAUGAAAUUUACUGUCCACCGGAAACUUCAGUUUUAUUAGCAUCUUAUGCUGUACAGGCUAAGUAUGGUGACUACAGCUCAAAUAACUAUUCACCAGGAAUGUUUGCAAAUGACCGACUUCUUCCUCAGAGAGUUAUUGACCAACAUAAGUUGAGCAAAGAGAUGUGGGAAGAGCGGAUAGCAAAUUGGUGGAUGGAACACAAGGCAAUGCCUAAGGAAGAUGCUAUGAUGGAGUACUUGAAGAUAGCUCAGGAUCUGGAAAUGUAUGGGGUCAAUUAUUUUGAGAUCAAGAACAAGAAAGGAACUGACCUAUGGUUGGGUGUGGAUGCCCUUGGUUUAAAUAUUUAUGAGAAGGAAGAUAAGCUAACUCCCAAAAUUGGAUUUCCAUGGAGUGAAAUACGAAAUAUUUCUUUCAAUGAUCGAAAAUUUGUCAUUAAACCUAUAGACAAGAAGGCUCCAGACUUUGUUUUCUUUGCUCCUCGGUUGAGAAUCAACAAAAGAAUCCUUGCUCUUUGUAUGGGAAAUCAUGAAUUGUACAUGCGUCGACGCAAGCCAGAUACGAUUGAGGUUCAACAAAUGAAGGCCCAGGCACGGGAAGAGAGGCUAUCUAAACAGCAAGAGAGAGAAAAGCUGCGAAAAGAGAUAGAAGCCAGAGAAAUGGCUGAAAAGAAACAGCAAGAGUAUGCAGAAAGACUGAAACAAAUGCAGGAAGAUAUGGAAAGGAGACAAAGAGAAUUGGCCGAAGCCCAAGAAACCAUCAGAAGACUAGAGGAGCAGUUACGUCAGCUUCAAGCAGCAAAAGAGGAACUAGAAAUGAAACAAAAUGAACUGGAAGAAAUGAUGCAUAAACUAGAGGAGGACAAAGCCAUGGAGGCAGAAGAGAAAGCAAAACUUGAAGAGGCAAUCCGAGCUAAGCAAGAAGAAGUACAGCUGAUUCAGGAAGAGGUUUCUCAGAAAGAUGAGGAGACCAGAAGACUGCAGGAGGAAGUAGAAGAAGCUCGAAAACGUCAGGAAGAAGCUGCUGCUGCCCUGACAGCUGCUACUACAACUCCUCAACAUCACCACCUUCAGGAAAAUGAACAUGAUGAGAAUGAUGAUCUGACCAAUGGAGAAAUCGGUGCUGAGUUCUCUAUGGAUGACAACAUUGUCUUAUCUCGUCCUGAAGAAGAUAGAAUAACACAGGUGUCCAAAGAAAAACACUUGCAGGACCAACUUAAGGAAUUAAACAGAGAAUUAGCUGAAUCCAAGGAUGAAACAAAACUGACCAGAAAUGAUCUGCUGCACCAAGAGAAUGUUCGACAGGGUAGGGAUAAGUACAAAACACUACGUGAAAUUCGCAAGGGGAACACCAAACGAAGAGUGGACCAAUUUGAGAAUUUGUGAAUCAUGCAGAACAGUUUCAAACUGGUCAUAACCUUUCUUCAGCAAAACUGGACUUAGUGCCUCAUUCUUUCCUCUUGUCCGUUAUCCAAAACUUCUUUUGUUGUUUAAUUCAAAGGGAGGCAUUCCUUAUAUAGAAUUGUUGCUAUGUAUCAAUACAGUCUAUUAAAUGAAGAAAUGUUUUUGUAACUUACUGUGUAUUGAAAACUGUAGUUACUCUUGAUCUUUGUAAUACCAGAAACUUAUUUUACUAAUUGGAUUUUCUAUAUAUAUGUGAUAAGCAUAACUUUAUUAAGCAUGCAUAAAUAUCAGACAGGAUACCACCAGAAUAUUUGUUAGAUCUGUUCUAAUUUAAGUAAAUUGAUACAAGCUAGAGUCUUAUCAUGUCUCUGAUGUGCAGUUUUCUUAUUUUCUUUUUCAGCUGUAAGUUGUUUAGUAGGCAGUUUUUUUGGAAAGAAACAAAAAAAAUCAAAACAACACAAAAGUUCUCUUGGUAUAAUGAACUAUGAAAUCUGUCUGUAUUUGUGUUGGCAUUGUAUUGUUGAAGAAUAAAAAAAAAAAGAUUA